Molecule: messenger RNA, 1053 nt
Organism: Vicia villosa (hairy vetch)
Lineage: Eukaryota; Viridiplantae; Streptophyta; Magnoliopsida; Fabales; Fabaceae
Product: PKS-NRPS hybrid synthetase cheA-like
Exons: 3
Molecular function (GO): DNA-binding transcription factor activity, RNA polymerase II-specific
Source: RefSeq, a predicted model, not a curated record
AUGCAGAAUUCCGGUGUGGAUCCUCCUUUGAUGAAAUGCGAUGUAACUCAAACAUGUGUGGAUACAACUGAUGUUUUUGUAACUGGUCAAAAAUUUGCUACAAGAAAAGAGGCGAUAAGUUGGAUUAAGGAGGUUGGAAUCAGGAAUAAAGUGACAGUUAUAAUAACUCGUUCAGAUACAAAAACAGGCAAGAGAGGAAGAAGUGAUAAAUUAGUAUUUCGUUGUGAUAGAGGUGGAAAAUACAAAAAAUCAGAUAGCGAAACCCAAAGUGCUAGUAAGAGAUGUGGUUGUCCUUUCAAAAUUAGGUCAACACCGUCGAAAGAUGGUUCUGGAUGGAAGAUCGAUGUAACAUGCGAAGUACAUAACCACGGCUUACCUGAUAGAUUUGAAGGGCAUGCUUUCGUAAGUCGACUAAAUACAGAUGAUAAGCAACAUAUUAUUGAUUUGACAAAACGCCAUGUUCCACCAAGACACAUAUUAUUGUCAUUGCAAGAGCGUGACCCGGAGAAUGUCACUCGGAUCACGCAAAUAUACAAACAUAAGAGUAAGAUACAAAAAGACAUAAUGGAUCCCAGAACAGAAAUGCAACAAUUGCUCAAGUUGGUUGAAGAAUCAGGUUAUGUUUACUGGAGUAGGAAAAAGGAUGAGUCAGAAGUUACAAACAAGUACAAGCAACCGUUGUUUGAAAUAGUUGGUAUGACAUCAACUAAAUUAACAUUUGCUGUUGCAUUUGCCUGUAUGGAAUCUGAGCAGACAGAUACUUUUUGUUGGGUAUUGGAUAAGUUGAAACAGUUGUUUAUCAAGCAGAAUGAUUGUCCUCAAGUAAUCUUGACUGAUAGAGAUCUUGCUUUAAUGAAAGCCAUUGAAACAGUAUUUCCAAAGAAAACUAAUUUGCUUUGUCGAUUUCACAUCAACAAAAACGUGAAAUCAAAGUGUAAGGAACAUGUUGUGGAUGAUAUGCGAGAAAUAGUGGAGAAAAUGUGGUUUGAACUUACAAGGGCUAGUGAUGAGAUGGAGUACCAUCAAAGGUUGAAACAACUUGAGGAUGCAUGU